This is a messenger RNA of Loa loa (African eye worm), 501 nucleotides long. RefSeq lists its product as hypothetical. The record is from RefSeq and is a predicted model, not a curated record. The coding region runs from base 1 to 327 and encodes 108 amino acids. NCBI's taxonomy places the organism in Eukaryota, Metazoa, Nematoda, Chromadorea, Rhabditida, Onchocercidae. The transcript has 2 exons.
AUGGCUCAAGCAACAGUUGUCAUGAAGCAAGGAUUUACGUUAAUGAAGCAGGCUGCAGGGCAGAUGGCUCAUUUAUAUGGUCAAAUGGUACAUACGAUGAAGACCAAUGUAAUCCUACGACCGAUGUACAAGUGGUGGGAAGGAAGAUUUUGGCUCAAGGAAGAAUCGUGUUAUUUAAACCGUGGUCGUGCCAGAUUGUAUACGUAUUUGUUGAUAUUCUUGCUCAUUCGAUCGCGAAGUGCAAAAAACAAAGCUGAAACUGAGGCGCUGAAAGUGCAAAGCAAGGAGCAAAUCAUUGCGACGGCUUUGCGGUGCAGCGCACGAUGAUCUUAAUGAGUGUCUUAUUUUUGAUAGAUAUUCUUUAGAUGAUUAAUUUGCGUUUGCUGAUUUGAUUGUGUGCUAGCAUAAAAAGCAAAUCUUUAUUGCAGCUGGAAUAAAAUAUCUAUAUAAACUGCUUCUGUGACAAAAGAUAAAGUGAUGCGAAAAUCCAUUUUAAAACCA